UUAAUUCGGAGAUACUCAUUUGCAUUUUGUCAUUUAGGAGAUUCAGUUCUUUUUUAUUAAUGUAAUAAACAUUUAUUUGGAAUAAUUCAGCAUGACGUAUUCGGAUAUUGCGAAAUGCACAUUGGACUGAAAUUAAACAAAAACUGUGCGUAAGAAAAGGAAAAGCCAAGAGGUGGAGGACGAGAGUGAUCACUUUGAACCCAAAGCGUCACGCAGAGUUUCGGGGAUAGACGUGUUGUUCCAGAAGGAAAAUAACAUUUGGUUUAACGCGGAGAGGAGACUUUGACAGCAAGUUCCUUUCAAAAACGAAAGGGUGAAGAUACACCCAACAAGAUGGAUACAUCUUCGCUGUUUGGAUUUUUACUGGCAUUUUGUUUAACAUUAAGAGUUCAGGGAGAUGAGGGGGAGGUGUGCGGUGGUCAUCUGGACGCCAGCGACGCGGGGUACAUCACCUCCCCGGGGUACCCCCACGAGUACCCGCCCCACCAGAACUGCCAGUGGGUGAUCAGCGCCCCCGAGCCCUCCCAGCGAAUCGUCCUCAACUUCAACCCCCACUUCGAGCUGGAGAAGCUGGACUGCAGGUAUGACUUCAUCGAGAUCCGGGAUGGGAAGUCUGCUAACGCUGACCUGUUGGGGAAGCACUGCAGCAACAUUGCCCCGCCCGCCAUUAUCUCCUCCGGCCCAGUGCUCUACAUCAAGUUCGCCUCCGACUACGCCCACCAGGGGGCAGGAUUCUCGCUGCGCUACGAGAUCUUUAAGACAGGUUCGGACUUCUGCUCCCGGAACUUCACCAGCCUGUCCGGUGUGAUCGAGUCGCCCGGGUUCCCGGACAAGUAUCCCCACAACCUGGAGUGCACCUUCAUCAUCAUUGUGCCGCCCCGCAUGGAUGUCACGCUCACCUUCCUGACCUUUGACCUGGAGAAUGACCCCCUGCAGGUGGGAGAGGGGGACUGCAAGUACGACUGGCUGGAGGUGUGGGACGGCCUGCCACAGGUGGGGCCCCUGAUUGGACGGUACUGCGGCACGAAGACCCCUCCGGAAAUCCAGUCGUCCACGGGCCUCCUGUCUCUGUCCUUCCACACCGACACGGCUGUGGCCAAGGACGGCUUCUCCGCCCGCUACAACAUGACACACAAGGAAGUCAGCGACACCUUCCACUGCAGCAGCGCGUUUGGUAUGGAGUCCGGCAAGAUCUCGGACGACCAGAUCUCAGCGUCCUCCUCCUUCGAAGACGGCCGCUGGUCUCCCCGACAGGCGCGGCUCAACAACGAAGACAACGGCUGGACCCCCGCUGAGGACAGUAAUAAAGAAUACAUACAGGUCGACCUGAACUUCCUCAAGGUCCUGACGGGCAUCGCCACCCAGGGCGCCAUCUCCAAGGAGACGCAGAAGUCGUACUACGUCACCACCUUCAAGCUGGAGGUCAGCACCAACGGGGAGGACUGGAUGGUCUACCGGCACGGGAAGAACCACAAGGUUUUCCACGCCAACACGGACCCCUCGGAGGUGGUUCUGAACCGCAUCCCCCAGCCCGUCCUGGCCCGCUUCGUCCGGAUCCGGCCGCAGACCUGGAAGAACGGGAUCGCCAUGCGCUUCGAGCUCUACGGCUGUCAGAUCACGAAUGCUCCCUGCUCUGAGAUGCAGGGCAUGCUCUCCGGCCUGCUCCCAGACUCCCAGAUUUCGGCGUCUUCGGUGCGGGACAUCCACUGGUCCCCCGGCUCGGCCCGGCUGGUGGCCAGCAGGUCAGGGUGGUUCCCCCACCCCACCCAACCUGUGGCAGGGGAGGAGUGGCUGCAGGUGGACCUGGGAGUCCCCAAAAACGUGCGGGGCGUCAUCACCCAGGGAGCACGCAGCGGGGAGGGCAGCACCAGCGCCGAGAACCGGGCCUUCGUCAGGAAGUACCGCCUGGCCCACAGCCUGAACGGCAAGGACUGGAACUUCCUCAUGGACAUCAAGACCAGCCUCCCCAAGAUUUUCGAGGGGAACACAAACUACGACACACCAGAAAUCCGCAGGUUCGAGGAGAUCCCCGCCCAGUUUAUCAGGAUUUACCCAGAGAGGUGGUCUCCCGCGGGCAUUGGCAUGCGACUCGAGGUGCUGGGCUGUGACCUGCCAGAGACCACCUCCCUCGCAAAUAUGGCCACAACCACACCCACCCCGCCCCUCCCAGCAGAGAGCAGCACCGCCCGGAGAGUGGGGCCGGUUCCUGCCACCACCCCGUCCCCCCUCAGUGGCCUGUGUGACUUCCAGCAGAACCUGUGUGGGUGGACGCACGACCCCGCAGCCGACCUCAACUGGGCCCUGCACAGCAGCGGUGGUUCCCCCGGCUCUGGGCCCAGCCAGGACCUCUCUCUGGGCUCUGACGAUUUCGGUAACUACCUGUACAUGGAGGCGAGCCCCAAGACGGAGGGCCAACGGGCGAGGUUGCUGAGCCCGGAGGUGGCGCCAGAGAGGGGGCCCAUCUGCUUGCUGUUCUCCUACCAGCUGAGGGGCGAGGGCAUGGGCACCCUGAGAGUCCUGCUCCGGGAUACUGACGAAGAGGAGACCCUGCUGUGGGCCCUCAAGGGGGACCAGGGGCCCCUCUGGAGGGAGGGACGCACUAUCCUGCCCCGCUCACCAAAAGAGUACAAGGUCGUCGUAGAAGGCUUUUUCGAUUACGGCAGCCGGGGCCACAUCUGGAUCGACAACAUCCACCUGAGCACCAGCACGCCGCUGGAGGAGUGCACCCAACCGUUUGCCGCCUUCCCUCCAGACAUGACCGAUCACAGACCCGUGGACUUCGGAGACGAGCGUCUUUUCAACGGAAGGGACCACGGGGACAGAGGGUUCCCCUUCCAGGAGUGGAGCACGCCUGGCCCCUCCCCCGAUCCCCCCGUGACGCGGGUGUCGGAGAAGGACAACUCGUGGCUGUACACGCUGGACCCCAUCCUGGUGACCAUCAUCGUCAUGAGCUCCCUGGGGGUGCUGCUGGGGGCGGUGUGCGCCGGCCUGCUGCUGUACUGCACCUGCUCCUACAACGGCCUCUCCUCCCGCAGCUCCACCACUCUGGAGAACUACAACUUCGAGCUGUACGACGGCAUCAAGCACAAGGUCAAGAUCAACCAGCAGCGCUGCUGCUCGGAGGCCUGAGGGGGGCGCCGCCGAGGCCACCGCGUGCCAGCCCCAAAACCCCAAAAACAAGACACUUUCUCGCUCUAUCUCUCUCUCUCUCUCUCUCUACCGUCCUUCUCCCUCUGUAUCUCUCUCUUACCUGUGGGAGAGCGCCUCUUCGACGGAGGACAGAACAAACCACACCCACAAGCAUUGACCCACCUGCUGCUGAGGAGGAGGCGGACUUUUAGGCUGCGGGGUACGGGGGGGUGGGGUCACUUAGAGCUGCUCCCAGUGGACUGUUUCCGUGAGUGCUAAAAUCUGAAAAAUAUCAAAACAUAUCAAUUUAAUGCCUAUCCCAAAAAAUAUAUAUAUUAAGUAUAGAUUUUUAAAGAUCUACUUUUUAAGGUGGCUUAAGUUCAGGCAAGUGAUGGGAGGACUGUUUAGACAGGUGGUCACUUGUGAAACCGUAACCUCCACCAUGUAAAAGCAGUGCCCUAGGACUUUCUUACUUUGUGAGCUGUUUCAUUUGGUUUUAGCCCCAUGUCCCCAUAGAGUACCAGCUUAAGUUUUUCUCCCUGUCGUCAUCUGUGCUAUAUUUAGAGCUCGUUCUUUUCGUGUUGACUGCCAGUCUUACGCCUCUUAAGUUCAGUGUGUUUGUAAUAUAUGAUGCUUUGGUUUAGGACUGUUGCCAGCCCAUUAAAGGAAAUGAUAGGACAAGAAAGGAAAAGAAAAAAAUUGUCCGGAAUCAGAGACAAAAUGGCGGGCUACACAAGUUAGGUUAACCAGAAGGCUUGUCUUUGACGUUUUAUUUUUUUGUAAGAAGGAUAUACGCACACAGUCGUGGUGAUUGUGUGGCCUUGAGGAUUAUUUCAGUGCAACCUAUGGAUUGCGGAGAGUCGGAGCCUCGGAGAUGUCGGUUGUGGGUCUACACACUUGCAUCAGAGACCGGAGACUCGCUCUCGAGAGAAGGAGAGAAACAAAGAAGGAGAAACGGAAGGAGAGAGCAUGUUCUCCCUCCCGAAGUCUAACUAACGCCAGCUCCCCGCGUACUGGACAAAAGAAUUCAAAAAACAAAAGGGGGGACAGACAAUGGAAGCUGGAAAAACAAAGAGACUUUCUUGGACACACUAUUGAGCCUUAAGGAAACUGUGGAGGACAGCCAUUGGGAAAGUCCAGUUCCUGGAUAAUGCCCACUGAGGCCUUCAGAGGAUUAGGCCUUAUGCUUUCUUCAUUUCCCUUUUGUUGAUUGUUUUUUUUUUUUCUUUGAUAUUCCUUCUGAAGGUUAAUGGGACGCAGGUUUUUGCAUUUGUGUCAAUCUGCGACCAGUCCUGUGAUCGGUUUGCCCCUGGAUUUCUUACUGUGUUGAAAAUCGAAAGAGAACUGUAAAACUUUCCUUCUGUACCUCAGACCCAGAUCAGACCCCACGUACACACGUACGCACACACACACACACACACACACACACACACACUCACUCACACACUCGGGCACACACACUCGGGCACACGCUCACGCGCUCGAGCCGAACAGGAGCAGAGGCCCGGGCGGAGCAGGGGCGCGAGUGUUUGGAUCCGGGGGAGCUGAUUAAAAGGUGCUGAAAGACGCCGGAGAUGAGGAUCGUUCAGCUGUCGGGCCGAGAUGGCGCAUCGAGCUCCCUUUUCACGAGU
This is a messenger RNA of Megalops cyprinoides (Indo-Pacific tarpon), 4760 nucleotides long. RefSeq names its product neuropilin-2-like. The transcript is spliced from 17 exons. Gene Ontology annotation, biological process: angiogenesis; axon guidance; vascular endothelial growth factor signaling pathway. Gene Ontology annotation, molecular function: vascular endothelial growth factor receptor activity; semaphorin receptor activity. The record is from RefSeq and is a predicted model, not a curated record. Gene Ontology annotation, cellular component: membrane. Lineage: Eukaryota; Metazoa; Chordata; Actinopteri; Elopiformes; Megalopidae. The coding region runs from base 334 to 3129 and encodes 931 amino acids.